AUGGCGCAUUAUGCGAUUGAACAAGAUGUCUGCGAUACUGCCUCUUCUUCAAGAAAGUAUACAAACAGAAACAAUCGUAUUGAGUCGCACGACCGUCUUGUUAGAGAUUACUUUGCCGAGGAACCGAAAUUUGAUGAGGAUUUUUUUAGAACACGGUUUCGGAUGAGUAGACAGUUGUUUGUGAAGAUAGCUACAUAUUUGGAAAGCAAUUUUCAAUAUUUUCAAAGGAGGGUCGACGGUCGUGGGAAAAUGGGGUUUCCGGCUUUACAGAGAUGCACAUCUGCCGUUCGCCAGUUAGGAUACGGGAGUCUUGAUUGUACACACUGGGCUUGGGAUAAUUGUCCAGUGGCUUGGCGUGGCCAGUACACGCGAGGUGACCAUCACGGGCCAACAAUAUCUCUUGGGGCGGUGGCGUCACAGGAUACGUGGAUUUGGCACGCAUACUUUGGUGUUGCUGGUUCAAACAACGACAUUAAUGUGUUGAACCAAUCUCUUUUGUUUAAUAGCUUUAAAGACGGCACAACACUGAUGGUUCCUUUCACUGUAAAUGGAACCGAAUAUAAGUACCCGUAUUUUCUCGUGGAUGGGAUCUACCCAAGAUAUGUGAUGUUUGUGAAAACGAUUCCUCAUCCAACCGGUGAGAAAAUGAUUCGACUUGCUAAGGCACAAGAGGCUGCAAGGAAGGAUAUGGAGCGAGCUUUUGACGAGGACCACGCAUUAUGUCCUGAUUAUAUUCCAGAUCCCCCGGUUGCACCACAACCAUCAGGUGGUCGACUAGCAGAUAUACAUGACUCAAACGUUCACGAAAAUCUUCGGAUGGAUCUCAUUGACCAUAUUCAUCGCACAUUCAUCCCGGGCCUCGACCGUUAG
Messenger RNA from Erigeron canadensis, 870 nucleotides. RefSeq lists its product as uncharacterized. NCBI's taxonomy places the organism in Eukaryota, Viridiplantae, Streptophyta, Magnoliopsida, Asterales, Asteraceae. The record is from RefSeq and is a predicted model, not a curated record. The transcript is spliced from 3 exons. Bases 1 to 870 code for a protein of 289 amino acids.